Messenger RNA from Rhizophagus irregularis DAOM 181602=DAOM 197198, 351 nucleotides. Lineage: Eukaryota; Fungi; Glomeromycota; Glomeromycetes; Glomerales; Glomeraceae. The record is from RefSeq and is a predicted model, not a curated record.
GAUGAAAACAGAAAAAGCUGUUAGUAUUUGGAUAUGGUCAUUGUACGUGAUAGCACUUAUUGCAAUGAUAUUAGCGUGUUGCAUCAACAAUACUACUUUUCGCCUUAUAAUGGCAUACAUUUUUUCAUCCCUUCACAUUAUAGGGUCACAUGUAAUUUUUGCACUUAUUUCUAAUCAUUGGAAUGGAUUUGCUACAACAGGCACUGGGAUGGCAUCAUCGAUCAUUUUUUUUAUCGGAAAGCGUCUUUUAUUUAUAGAUACUAAUAGUUAAAAUUUGGAUAGAUUAUUUUAUUUUACUACUUUCUUAUAUAGACAUAAAUAAAUUAAUAGCUGUUUGAACUUCGAUUGGUU